AUGGUUUUAGGGGAUUUUAAUGCCCCUUAUUCAGGCGGAGAUAGGUCUGGUGGUAAUCUUAUAGCUAGUUUCGAACUGGCUGAUCCUAUUGGGUGGCUGACAAAUGCAAAAACUGAAGCUCUUAAGAGCAUGGGUUCUUAUUUCACUUGGACAAACAACCAAGAUGGCUUAGCUGGGAUUUAUUCUAAAAUUGACCAUGUCCUAAUUAAUGAAGAUCAUCAUGAGUUUAACCAAGUGGUUUUGAAUAGCUGGAGGGCCCCUGUUAAAGCUUCUGGUUUGAGGGAAAUUUUUAUCAGAUUAGUUCAGUUGAAGCAUAAACUUAAGAAAUUUAAUAAGGAUUGUAUUGGAGAUGUAGGGUCUGGUUAUCAGUUGGCUUUGGAGGCUUUUCAAAAUGCCCAACUUCAAGCUCAAGAGAAUCCUCAAGAUCUUAAGUUGCAGGUGGUGGUGAAGGAGAGGGCUGCUGAGUUUCACCAUCAGGAACAAAUGUAUCAUAGUUUCCUUGUUCAACGUAGUAAGAUUAAUUGGAUUAGGAAGGGAGAUGUGAACUUUUCAUUCUUUCAUGCCUUCCUGAAAAAGCCGAAAGCUGAGAAUUCCAUAGCCUCUUAUAUUAAUGAGCAUGGAAUAUUGAUAGAUGAUUUUAAGGAGGUGAUGGACCAUUUUGUUGAUCAUUUCAAGAACCAUCUGGGUAGUUCUAGCUCUGCUACAGGAACGGUAGAUCAGCAUUGUUUAGCUUUGGGCAACAAGCUUUCAGUGGAGCAGCAGCUUUAUCUUUUAAAACCAUUCUCCAUCAAGGAAAUACGAGCUGCUAUGUUUAGUAUCCCUAGUACUAAAUCACCUGGUCCUGAUGGUUAUGGUUCCGGUUUCUUCAAGUCUAUGUGGAAGGAUAUUGGUCAGGAUAUAUGCUCAGCAAUCAUUCAUGGUUUCUCUACAGGCCAUUUUCCUAAGGAGCUUCAUGAAACUACUUUAUCUCUGAUUCCUAAAGUGUCUAAUCCAGCUAGGGCCUCUGAUUACAGACCUAUUGCUUGCUGCUCUACACUGUAUAAAGUCAUGGCUAAGUUGUUAUGUUCUCGGCUGGCAGUGGUGCUUCCCUAUCUUAUUCAAUCUAAUCAAGAUGAUGUCAUUCUGUUUUGCAAAGGCUCUCUUGGGGCAGUUAAUGUUCUUAAGGACUCUCUUAGGAAUUUUAGUGAAGCAUCUGGGCUGACAAUAAAUGCUAAGAAGUCUCAGAUUUAUUUUGGAGGGGUUAGUGCAGCAGAUAGGACUGUGAUAACACAGGUUCUUCAACUUCCUGUAGGGACUUUUCCUCUUCAUUAUCUUGGGGUUCCUUUGAGGCCUACUAAAUGGAAGCAUGUGGACUGUGAGAUUAUAGUCCAAAAAUUGAGAACUAAAUUGUUUUCCUGGUCUAGUAAGCACCUGUCCUAUGCUGGCCGUUUAUUGCUCAUUCAAACUGUUCUUUUUGGCUUGAGAAACUAUUGGAUAACUGUGUUUAUCUUACCUCAAAGCAUCAUUAAGGAGGUUGAGAAGUUAUGUAGAUUGUUUCUUUGGGGGGCCUCGGGGACUCGUAGUAAACUUCAUUUAGCUUCUUGGCAUCAAGUUUGCAUGCCUAAGGCUUAUGGAGGGCUCGAGCUCAGGGAUGGCGCUAGCUGGAAUAGAGCUCUUCUAGCUAAGUAUAUUUGGGUUGUUACUACUAAACAAGACACUCUUUGGGUCAAAUGGAUUCAGCAUGUUUACCUAAAGGGGGUUAACUUUUGGGACUAUGUAUUGAAGCAGGACAAUAGCUGGUAUUGGCGUAAACUCUGCCAUCUAAGAAAUAGAUUCAUUGAAGGAGAGGUCUUAGCUGCUGGUGUUUCUGGGACAUUCAGACCAUCCAAGCUGUAUAACAGCUCACAUAACCAGCAAAUUGUGGCCUAUAAGAAUGCAGUCUGGUGUCGUACAAUUCUCCCUAAGCACCGGUUCUUAUUAUGGAUGGUGGUUAACUCUUUCCUCCUAACUAGAGAUAACUUGGCUAAAUGUUCCAUUCAUCUUAAUAGCUCUCUCUGUCCGGUUUGUGAAGACCAGCUGGAGAGCCAUCACCGUCUGUUUUUUGAAUGUUGUUUAUCCAAGAGAGUCUUGUCAUGUAUCUUUUCUUGGCUUGGUUUUCAUGCUUGGGCCACCAAGUACUCGGAUUGGACUGUGAGGCUCAGUUGUGGGCAAAAUGACAGUAUGAGCAUGAUUCUUAAUAUGGUUCUAGCAGCUGUGGUGUAUCAUAUAUGGAGGAAUAGGAAUAGAUGCAUUUUUGAUGGUCUCUCAUUGAUAGCUAACUGUAUAGCUAAAGAUGUUAUUACCUUAGUCCAAUAUAGAUUGUUCAGUGUUCAUAGUAGGAAGGCUCUCCCUCAUCUCAAGCUUUUCUUAAGGAAACUUCAUUGUAUGUAG
Messenger RNA from Humulus lupulus (European hop), 2409 nucleotides. RefSeq lists its product as uncharacterized. The transcript is spliced from 3 exons. NCBI's taxonomy places the organism in Eukaryota, Viridiplantae, Streptophyta, Magnoliopsida, Rosales, Cannabaceae. The record is from RefSeq and is a predicted model, not a curated record. The coding region runs from base 1 to 2409 and encodes 802 amino acids.